CCAGGGUCGGCUAUGGGGAGGGUGGAGACUCCUGGGAGUCAGCUCACUCCUUAAAGGGUUCCCCCGCGGCCCACCGGUCCUCCCCAGGGCCCAGAGGAACACAGCUGCGGCCAGAGGAGCCGAGCGUCCGCUGACAUGCCCGAGGCUAAACCAGCGGCCAAAACGGCCCCGAAAGGCAAAGAUGAGGCCAAACCUGCUGCCGAAGAAACCUCUCCCAAGGAAACCCCCACAGAGGAGGCCCCCCCGCAGUCCCCCAAAGAAGCCCCAUCUGAGGAGCAGUCCCCCACUGCCGAGGAGCCCACGGGCGUUUUCCUGAAGAAGCCAGACUCUGUGUCUGUAGAGAAUGGAAAGGAUGUGUUGAUCGUGGCCAAGGUGAACGGGAAGGAGCUCCCAGGCAAACCGACCAUCAAGUGGUUCAAGGGGAAGUGGCUGGAGCUGGACAUCAAGAGCGGGGCCCGGUUCACCUUCAAGACCACCCAUGACUCCGCCAACAACGUGUACAACGUCGAACUGCACAUUUCGAAGGUGGUGCUGGCGGACCGUGGCGACUACCGCCUCGAGGUCAAAGCCAAGGACUUCUGCGACAGCUGUGGCUUCAACAUCGAUGUGGAGGCGACUCAGGACUCCGCGGGGCCGGUUCUAGAAGAAUUCAAGCGUUCGGGUGAAGGGAAGUCCGAAGACGCGGGCGAGCUGGAUUUCAGCGGCCUGCUGAAGAAGAGGGAGGUGGUUGAGCAGGAGAAGAAGAAGAAGAAGGACGACGAUGACCUGGGCAUCCCGCCUGAGAUUUGGGAGCUCCUGAAAGGGGCAAAGAAGAGCGAGUAUGAGAAGAUCGCCUUCCAGUACGGAAUCACUGACCUCCGGGGCAUGCUGAAGCGGCUCAAGAAGGCCAAGGUCGAGGUCAAGAAGAGUGAAGCCUUCACGAAGAAGCUGGACCCAGCCUACCAAGUGGACAGAGGCAACAAGAUCAAGUUGGUGGUGGAGAUCAGUGACCCAGACCUUCCCCUCAAGUGGUACAAGAACGGCCAGGAGAUCAAGCCGGGCAGCAAGUACGUGUUUGAGAACGUUGGUAAGAAGCGAAUUCUCACCAUCAACAAGUGCACGUUGGCGGACGAUGCCGCGUAUGAAGUCGCCGUCGGCGAUGAGAAGUGUUUCACGGAGCUCUUCGUCAAAGAACCUCCAGUGCUGAUUGUGACACCCCUUGAGGACCAGCAGGUGUUUGUGGGCGACCGGGUGGAAAUGGCCGUGGAGGUGUCGGAAGAAGGCGCCCAGGUCAUGUGGAUGAAGGACGGCGUGGAGAUGACGAAGGAGGACUCCUACAAGGCGCGGUACCGCUUCAAGAAAGACGGGAAGCGUCACAUUCUCAUCUUCUCAGAAGUGACCCUGGAAGAUGCGGGUCGGUUCAAGGUCAUGACCAACGGCGGCCAGUGCGAGGCUGAUCUCAUUGUGGAAGUGAAACAGCUGGAGGUCCUGCAGGACAUUGCGGAUCUGACAGUGAAGGCCUCGGACCAGGCCGUGUUCAAGUGCGAAGUGUCUGACGAAAAGGUGACGGGCAAGUGGUUCAAAAAUGGGGUCGAGGUGCGGCCCAGCAAGAGGAUCACCAUCUCCCACACGGGGAGGAUCCACAAGCUGGUGAUCAAUGACGUCCGCCCGGAGGACGAGGGGGACUACACGUUCGUGCCCGAUGGCUAUGCCCUGUCUCUCUCAGCCAAGCUCAACUUCCUGGAAAUCAAGGUGGAGUACGUCCCCAAGCAAGAGCCACCGAAGAUCCACCUGGACUGCUCGGGGAAAACCUCGGAAAACUCCAUCGUGGUCGUGGCUGGGAACAAGCUGAGGCUGGAUGUGGCCAUCACGGGGGAGCCCCCUCCUGUGGCCACCUGGCUGAAGGGGGACGAGGUGUUCUCGGCCAAGGAGGGCAGGAUGCGCAUCGAGCAGCGGGUGGAGUGCAGCAGCUUUGUGAUCGAGAGUGCGGAGCGGGCGGACGAGGGCCGCUACACCAUCAAGGUCGCCAACCCCGCUGGCGAGGACGUGGCCUCCAUCUUCGUGCGGGUUGUGGAUGUCCCAGACCCCCCGGAGGCGGUGCGGGUCACCUCAGUCGGAGAGGACUGGGCCAUCCUUGUCUGGGAGCCGCCCAAGUAUGAUGGGGGACAGCCAGUCACCGGGUACCUCCUGGAGCGGAAGAAGAAGGGCUCCCAGCGCUGGAUGAAGCUGAACUUCGAGGUCUUCACCGAGACGACCUACGAGUCCACCAGGAUGAUCGAGGGCGUCCUGUACGAGAUGCGGGUCUUCGCCGUCAAUGCCAUCGGGGUGUCGCAGCCCAGCCUCAACACCAAGCCCUUCAUGCCUAUCGCGCCCACAAGUGAACCCCGGCACCUGACAGUGGAGGACGUGACAGACACCACCACCACCCUCAAGUGGAGGCCCCCCGACAGGAUCGGGGCGGGCGGCAUCGACGGGUACCUGGUGGAGUACUGCCUGGAGGACUCCGAGGAGUGGAUCCCCGCAAACACGGAGCCCGUCGAGCGCUGUGGCUUCACCGUCAAGGAUCUUCCCACAGGAGCCAGAAUCAUUUUCCGGGUCGUUGGGGUCAACAUCGCGGGGCGCAGCCAGCCGGCCACUCUGGCUCAGCCGGUCACCAUCAGGGAGAUCGUGGAGCAACCCAAGAUCCGACUCCCUCGCCACCUGCGCCAGACUUUCAUCCGCAAAGUCGGGGAGCCCAUCAACCUCGUCAUCCCCUUCCAGGGAAAGCCGCGGCCCCAGGUGGUGUGGACGAAGGGCGGGGCGCCCGUGGACGCCUCCCGCGUGAACGUGCGCACCAGCGACACCGACACCGUGUUCUUCGUGCGCCAGGCGGCCCGCUCGGACUCGGGGGAGUACGAGCUGACCGUGCAGAUCGAGAACAUGAAGGACACGGCCACCCUCCGCAUCCGGGUCGUGGAGAAGGCAGGGCCCCCCGUGAACGUGACGGUGAAGGAGGUGUGGGGCACCAACGCGCUGGUGGAGUGGCAGCCCCCCAAAGACGACGGCAACAGUGAGGUCACCGGGUACUUCAUCCAGAAAGCCGACAAGAAGACCAUGGAAUGGUUCAACGUCUAUGAACACAACCGCCAAACCCACUGUACCGUGUCCGACCUCAUCGUGGGCAACGAGUACUUUUUCCGGGUUUUCAGUGAGAACAUCUGUGGGCUCAGCGAGUCCCCCGGCGUCUCCAAGGACCCGGCCCGGAUCCUCAAGACGGGGAUCAACUGGAAACCUCCGGAGUACAAGGAGCACGACUUCCGCAUGGCUCCCAAGUUCCUGACGCCGCUGCUGGACCGCGUGGUGGUGGCCGGCUACACUGCUGCUCUCAACUGCGCCGUCAGGGGCCACCCCAAGCCGAAGGUGGUCUGGAUGAAGAACAAGAUGGAAAUCAGGGAGGACCCCAAGUACCUGAUGACCAACUACCAGGGGAUCCUGACGCUGAACAUCCGCCGCCCGUCCCCCUUCGACGGGGGGACCUACACCUGCCGCGCGUUCAACGAGCUGGGGGAGGCGCUGGCCGAGUGCAAGCUGGAGGUCCGAGUGCCGCAGUGAGCUCCCCACCCCCGGAUCGCGCCUGCUGAGCCUGAGCGGAGCCCCCCCACCCCCCGACAGCGGCUCUUUGCAGGAGCUGUCACUGAGCCGAGAAGAUAACAAUCUUGUCUGGAGA
This is a messenger RNA of Myotis myotis, 3685 nucleotides long. It is a transcript of the gene MYBPC2, whose product is annotated as myosin binding protein C2. Bases 136 to 3570 code for a protein of 1144 amino acids. NCBI's taxonomy places the organism in Eukaryota, Metazoa, Chordata, Mammalia, Chiroptera, Vespertilionidae. The transcript is spliced from 28 exons. The record is from RefSeq and is a predicted model, not a curated record. Gene Ontology annotation, molecular function: protein binding.